UACGCUUGCGGCCGGUCGCGCAACGCUCCCGCACUGAGUGUUCUCUCGAUAAGGUUGUUGUGAGAUCGCGUGAAGUGUUUCCAUGAAAACGUGUGCUUGUGUUAUUAUUACCUAACAACGAAUUCGUUUGUGUUGCUGUGAAUAUUUCGGAUUUACCCACAACCUUUUGUGUUCCGUCGAGACAUCAACUUCGUUCAAGUUUGCUCGUUUCAAAGAAGUUUAUAACUGUCCGAGAGAUAGUUUGCUUCGCGGGAAGUUUGUGUUAGUUCUUUCCACCCUACUGCAUUGUUUAGAGUCUCCACAUCAGCCCCUUUUCGUUUCGUGGCUUUAUAGCUCUAAAUUUAAUCCCCUUGGUGUGCUCUCGCGUUGUGUUAUCAUGAGUGUGGUGCCAUGUGAGAAACCGUUAUCCCGCCUGGAUUACUAAAUGUGUUUCGCGAGUUUCAAGGGAGGCCAGCUUGUUUUCAAUACUCAAAUGAAUGAGAUGCAUAUGGCAAAUCAUUUAGUCCGCUGGUGGAAAACUAAGGUUAUCAAUGGAUACAAACAUUUUACAGCAGUGUUACCGUCGGAUUGCAACGAUGGCCGACCCUCGGAUACGGAGGAGCUUCUGGGGAUGCCCUUCUACGACAACACGUGCACGGAUCCACCCACCAAAAUGACCAACCUGGAUUCGGAAAAAUCACCCAACUCCCCCAAAUGCUCAGCCAAAAAACAGUUGAAAUUCGAGGAAUUCGAGUGUGAUCUGUCUGUCGAAGGAGGCGUUAAUGGCCAGGAAUUUUCUUUCACCUUGUACGAUUUUGAUGGCCAUGGAAAAAUUACCAAAGAUGAUAUCGCGGGUCUAGUGACGACGAUCUACGAGACGAUCGGCUCGUCGAUCCGGGUGCCGCACUACGGGAGCAAGACGAUCAAGGUGAAGCUGACGGUCUCGCCGGACAAGGCGGCGCGAGCGCGGGCCGGCGGGGACGCGGCGCCCGGCGACAACAACAACGCCGCCCCGAAGAAGCGGGACCUCAACGUCACCAUCCGGGAGCGGCGGACCCCCGGGCACCCGCGCCGCGGGCACAAGUCCAACCUCCGGCGGCGGCACAGCAUCAGCAGCUCCGCGCCCAGCGAGGACCGCCACGACAUCGAGGCCGACAUCUCCGAGGAGGAGAACGACGCCGCCAACGAGAGGCUCUCCACCAACAACAACAAUUCCGAUUCUUUGUCACCUCAGAACAACUGCUGCAGUCGAACCAAGAAACGAUCAUCCUCUUUACAAAGGCAGGAACUUCUACAAAUUAUUCAAGCAAAUAUGGAGAAAAAUAAUCUAUGUUUCCAGACCUCAAGGAAACAUUGUGGUUUAGAUUCUUCGUUUCCAAAUCAUCAUAGAAACCGUCACAAGAGGCACUCAAGUUUCCACCAGUCGUCCACUCAGUGUCCUGCCUUCUCGCCUCAGUAUACUAAUAAGCUAUUUCCAACGAACAAGAACCAGUCACCAAAUAACAACAUUUCUACCCCCGGGUACGUCACUCCAAACAAAGCAUCUCCUGCCGGGUAUUUCGACUCAGCUGCACACCAGAGAAAUUUCAACGAAUCACCUCAGCUAAAUCACUUCAUCAACGAAGACAAGCUCAAGUCUUCACCGCAUCAUCUUAAGCAUCGCCACCGAGAGCAGGAUCAAGCUCGGGCUAUGGCGCAAGUCGUCAAAUGGUUAGAGCAGGAAGUCUUUAAGCCUUCGCCAAAUCAUCGUAGCAAAUCAAAACACACAGAAAAGCAUACAACGAAAACCACGGAAAAUAGAUCGAAAUCAUGCAACGACAAGCAUGAACACCAUCACAUUCAUGAACACGUACAUCACCACUAUCAUCAUUACAAUGAAUCCCCUGUUGUUGUUUAAUUGGCCUCCCACAAGUUGUUCGACAAAGUUUUCAAAACUUUUAACCCAAAGUAAUCGGAAUUGUGCUUUUUGCAGACUGCUUAAAAUUUAAAGCGUACUGGCUUAAUUUUAGCCCAAAAGGAAGCGUAUUUCUCCUUAGAAGUGAAAGCACAACCUAAUGUUCGAAAGUUUAGCUUCGUGGUUGGAGGAUGUUCACUUCAUUUGACUUGUUCAUCUUUUAGUUUUAGAUUUUAUUGAACUGACCUAAUGAUGAUCUCUUCAUCAAUUUCUAAGCAAAUAAAAUUGAAUCUCAAUGUUUUAUCUGACUACUGCCUCACUCAGCAAUUCUUGUUGAUGUGUGAAGCUUUCUAGACUGGCAUUUGAACUGAUUAAAUGGGUUUAAGUAGGAAUUUUGGUUAAUAUCAUCUGGAAACUUCGCCCUGCAAUUUUGCCAUCACGCUUUGUUUAGUAUCUUGAGUUCUGUGUUUGUAUCAUCUCUUGGGUAUGUAUUUAGUUCAGUUCUACUGAUGCAUUGUUACUUUGUUCCUUAAAUUUUUUUUAUAUUUUCUUGUUUUUCAAUUAACUAUUAUUUUUCCUUUCUUUCUUUCACUUUUAAACCUCAAGGUCAAAACCUUAUAAAAUUUAUCUUAAUUUUCAAUCAUAGCUCAGAAGACACGACAUCAUUAUUGUAUGUUUUUUACUUCAUUGUUAAAAAGCAAAUUGGCUGAUAAUGAUUGAAUAAACCUCAGGAAAAGUAGGUAUCCAUCACUUGAUGAUAAUAGUUUUCAUAGAAGCUGCCAAAAAUGUUUGCAAAAUAUUGUAUCUUUGUAAGAGCAAUGAUUGUAGAUGCGUACUGCUUUCUUGCCAUAUGUUUUUGUACAUAAUCUAGGAAUAUUCGUUUUUAUUUAUUUUUUAAUUUUGCACAGUUUUUAGCCACUGUAAACAUGUGUAGGUAAUCUAACAGUAUUUUAAAUGAUGCGUUUGUGAGUAUUUUCCUUGAUAAUGAAUUUACCGUGAGCACUCUCCACAAUUCAAAUUGCCAAUAGAGAUUUCAGUUUUUUCUGAAAUUUUUUUCAAUGUUCUUAAAGGAUUUAAAAACGGAACAAGGAGGAUCAAGAUUAGAGUUAAUUGCAAAGAAAAUCUUAAACUUCUUGAAUUAGAAAUAAAGAAAGACUUUAACCCAAGGUGAAACAUGAAAUUGAUUCUGCAGAUUUAAGUACUGUCAUCUUCUGCACAAGGAUACAUAUCUUAAUUGCACUAUUCCAGUAUUUUUUACUACCAUUUUUUUUAAUAGGAAAGUAGUAACAUGACUGAAUCUGAAAUUUCAAGUGAUUUUUCCUUACACAUGUAAGAAAAGAUUCGAAAAUUGCAAGAUAAAUUCGUGGGACUGCUCUCCCAUAAAGCAAUUAAAUAUUCACUGAAAUAUAGAAACUGCGCAAUCAAAAUCAUAUAUUUCUUUGUGCAGGAGACACUGAUAACACUUAUUUGAUUUACGAUCAAUUGAUGCCAAUGUGCUUAUUCAGCGCCAUAUGAUUCUUUUGCUUCCGUAUUUUCUGUUUUUGAGGAAUUAUCAAUUUGAGCUGAAGAAUUGUAGAGCUGCUGGAAUUUUCUGGUUGUUAAAGUUAUUUAACAUACCAGGUGAGCUUUGAUGGUGAAAGUUGAAAAAACAUCCAUCUUCUUUUUUUUGAAUCUGCAGAAUUCCUGUCCUUGCUUAUAUCUUUGGAAGAAUGGAAGGUCAUUUUCAUUGCAGAAACUUUCGGCGAUUUUCCCUCUCUUAUUCAAAAAAUAUUCUUAGAAAACGUAAUGCAACAACCAAAUACAGCAAUAUUGGAUGUAACUUUCAUGGAAGAAUGAGGUACAGAUAAAAAAAAAUGUUUAAUCACCGCAGUCAAGAUGUGUGUUUUUCUUCUUUCCUCAUUGAUGCAUAAAUAGGUAUGAUUUUACCUGUUGAAAUUCUUUGGAUUAUAUAUGUAAAGGCAUUACAUAUUUACCAUUUGGACCACAUUUUGCAAAAAGGAAAAAUUAUAUCCGAUUCAUUUUAGUAACAGCAUAUUUGCAGUAAAUGUCUCAAUGCAAAUAGGUGCCUACGUGAAUGUACCAGAACUAUUAGUCCUUUUUUUCAAAAUGUAGCUCAAAUUUCUCUCCUCCCAAGGUCAAUGACUCCUCGAUAAAUACUCUCAAACUUAGUUUGUAAAUAUAUAUAUUUGUAUAUAAUGAUUGUUUUCCUCUUUUUAUAAAUUUUUUUGUAUUGCUAUUUUUUCCUUUCUUUAUUUAUUAUUGUUUAGAAAUCAAAUUGCGAGAGUUGGUACACUCCAAAAAAGCACCCAACCCUCAAUAGAACGAAAUUUUACAUGAAAUUACCUAGUUUUACCUUGUGAAUUUUGAUGAAAAUAUCCAAAUGAAACAGCCGUUUGGCACUAAUCUUUGAAAAAAAUGUAAAUGCUGAAUCGAGACAAAAUCAAACUGAGCCAUAGCCUGUUGUGUAUUCUAUGAAAGGCAGAAAUCAUGCAAUUACUUAUCUCGACAUAUUAUUUAUCAUUAAGAUUUGAUAAUAAAAUAUUUCUCUCAUUGCUUGAGAAGAAACUAAUCUCAGCAAAAGACUGCAAACAAGAGAAUGUGUGUCAUUAUUUUUGUGCCCUCUCCUAAUUUCUAGUAUUACUUAGACUACAUCGUAUUAUUAUACAAUAUGUAAUUGCAUCAGCAGUUAGUUUAAUUUUGGAAUCCAUUAACGACUAUCAGUUCAUUUUAAUCAUGAAUUUUAAAACAAAAAUGUACUCUUUAUGAAUUUUACUGUUCGUUUCCUUUCCUUUUUUCUAAUGGCAUGUUGUUCUCUCUUCAUACUACUCAAAUACAGAGUGAUGGAAUUUUAAAAAAAUUCUUGAAGUGAAAUAUUUUUCAUUUAAUUUCUGGGCAACAUAUCCUGUACCCGCUUCGGUAAAUAAUCAGGUCAAAACAUUUCAUUUUAAUUGUUAACACGACCAAUAGAUUUUUUAAAUUCAUUUCAGGCUCUUUACUUUUUAUUAUAUUCAAGCUGAAAAAAAAAGAAUAAUAAUUUCUAUUGAAUCCAUGGCAGAUUUUAGUGCCAGCCAAGAGUAUGGUUGAGUCAGCUAGGAAUAUGGUGGACACAACCAUACCCUACUAAAACCAUAACUCAUCUGACCUUUGCAUGUCUCAAAUGAUUUCUGAAUUCUUCUGAAGGUACAAAUAAGUCAUUAGUUCUCAUUCCAUCAUUUAUUGUUUAUUGUAAUAACUCAUUAUUUUCAAAUUUUGCUCAAAGAUUCGCCUAAAGGUUUCAUUGUUCGGCAAGAGUCUAUUUUUGCCUUUCAUUGUUCCUGGCAAUACUUAAUAACAAUGUUAAGUAGCUAUAAUUUCAAUCAUGAUCAUGUAACUUCUAUUGUAAACUUUCUGAAACCCUACCUUCACUUUUUGCAAAUAAACUUAUUAAUUAUAAAAUUUA
Messenger RNA from Bemisia tabaci, 5312 nucleotides. It is a transcript of the gene nkd, whose product is annotated as NKD inhibitor of WNT signaling pathway naked cuticle. Gene Ontology annotation, biological process: negative regulation of Wnt signaling pathway. The record is from RefSeq and is a predicted model, not a curated record. Gene Ontology annotation, cellular component: cytoplasm. Lineage: Eukaryota; Metazoa; Arthropoda; Insecta; Hemiptera; Aleyrodidae.